Molecule: messenger RNA, 3814 nt
Organism: Scomber japonicus (chub mackerel)
Lineage: Eukaryota; Metazoa; Chordata; Actinopteri; Scombriformes; Scombridae
Gene: vps37c
Product: VPS37C subunit of ESCRT-I
Exons: 5
Coding region: 814-1884 (356 amino acids)
Biological process (GO): protein targeting to vacuole; protein targeting to membrane; ubiquitin-dependent protein catabolic process via the multivesicular body sorting pathway
Cellular component (GO): ESCRT I complex
Source: RefSeq, a predicted model, not a curated record
CCUUUCCUCCAGUGGAUCACGCUGAUAGAUGUUUUAGUGUUGGGAGUGCACUGGUAGCGAGAGAUGGAACAUAAUUGUCACAUAGGGGUUUCCCUUCUAUCAGCUGAGCCUAGGACCCCACCAUCACCCUGCGAUACAAGGUACACAAGAGGCAAAGCCUGCCCAGUUAAAAUAAUUUCCCUUACAUAUGCUGGUGAAAUGUAAAUAUUUUAAACGUCUAUGUUUAUAAAACUGAAGUUAAAGUCGGUCAGUACUGUUUUAGAAUAUUUUAGUUUUGUCCGAACACCCCCGCAAAUCAUGAAACGUGGAUGCUUCCUAAAAUGGCGGCGGUUUCUGUCAGUGAAGAGUGAAACUUUGCUAUUUAUAACAAAAAAUUUGCCGUUUUCUGACAUAUUCUUUCGGUUGCGGUCGUCUGUAAGUAUUAUCGGGACACAUUGACCUUUGACACAGAAAGUCAGGACCAAGCGGCGUUAUUCUGUGAUCCGUUUUUGAUCGCCAAAUCACUAAGCUUCCCUCGAAGUUGACGGCGACCGAGUGCCUGACAUUGCGAUCAUACCGACUGUUGUUGUCAUCACACUGCUAAACGCGGAAACAUCAGGUGAGAUUGGACACUGGCCGUUUGGCUAGCUAGCUUGCCGAACACAGUGCGUCGAAAAUACCUCUGCGGCUUGUUGAGCUGGAUCUGUCAGGCAGGUCGGAGCUCCUGUGGACGUGUCCCCUGGCAGUGGAAAUAAAGAGGUGGUGUUGGAUGUCACCACCAGUCAGUGUCGUGCUAAAUCUGGUUUGCUAGUAUUGUCUAUCGUGGCAAAUCAAAUGGAGAAGCUCCAGGACCUGAGCCAUUCAGAGCUACAAGAGCUCCUGGAUAACCCAGAAAGGGUGGAGUCUAUGGCUCUGGAGUCUGACGAGAUCCAGAACAUACAGCUGGAAAGAGAGAUGGCGCUGGCAUCAAAUCGCAGCCUGGCAGAACAAAACCUGGACAUGAAGCCUCGCCUGGAGUCACAGAAGGACAUACUGGUGGACAGAUACAGUCAGCUGGAGGCCGUGAGAGAAACUUACAGACAACGCUGGUCCAUGAGAGAUGGGAUGGUCGGUCAGGUGUCUCCAGAAGCAUUGUUCUCCAAACUACAGACAGAGGGCAGCAAAAUGGAGGCAGAGUCAGAGGCUUUAGCUGAUGAGUUUCUGGAGGGCUCACUGCCGUUGGACUCAUUCCUUGACCGCUUCCUCUCCCUGCGCUCCCUCGCGCACAAAAGACGAGUGCGGGUAGAGAAACUUCAAGAGAUCUUGCGACAGAGGAGUGAAGGCAAUCCCACAGCCAUGACAUCAUCAGUGGGCAUCAGCCAGGAUCCCACAGCCACACCGUCAUCAUGGAAUCAACAGACAACAACAGCAACGGCCACAAAUCAGCAGCAGCAGCCAAACUCCAAACCUCAGUCAUCCUCGCAGCCAGCUUCCUCAUCUGCAGGGGCCUCCUCCGGGCUCCCCUAUAGCCCAUACCCUGUGUCUCCACCCAAUCCUACUCCAGCAGCAGUGGUGGCAGCAGGCUCCGGCCCAGCCAACCCCCAAUCACAGUUCCCUCCGUACCCAGGUUCCGGCUCACCUUUCACCCCAGCAGUAAGCUACUCCAGCCCCAGGCCUGCUUUUGGGCCUCCGGCUUCUGCCACCUGCCCCUACCCAACACAGCCCUCCUUCCCUGCCCCACACCCAGGCUCAGCGUUUGGCCAGUACACCCCCACCCAGCCCCACAGUGGCCCGGCACCCUACCCAGCUUCCUACAGCUAUGGGGGCUACAGCUACCCAGCUGGGCCUGCCUACUCCAAUUCUCAGUCACCAACAGGGAGACCCAUCUACAGACCAGGAUAUGGAGUUCCACAGCCAUACUCCUGAAAGCACUACUGCUCCUUUUUUCUGAAUUAUUCUUAAUUCUUCCCUUCUUUACUGUUUCACCUGUUCCUCCUUCCCUGACCCUAAGUUUCCUCAGCCUAAUUCCUUUCUUGUCUUUUUACCUUUUACAACUUACCUUCCUCCUUUUUCUCAUGUUCCGAUAUUGUCUGAUUCAAAAGCUCUCUUGCUUUAAUUAUCUUUGUUGCACUAUUUCUCUCUAUCUCUCAAUAUCAGUCUGUUGAUCUCUCUGUCUUUCUCUCUUUCCCUAUUCUCCUCUGUCACCCCACCUACCCAUCACCUUCCCCACACUAGUCUCAGGUUGUUGCGUUGUGUUUGAGUGUUAAAACACUUGUAUCUGGCCCGUCAUGCACUCACUCUCCUCAUCCUCUCCAUCGUUCCGUACUUCAAUCCUCCUGUGUGUGUUGCUAUUUGGCAAUCAGAAUAUCUUUAUAAACACACAAGUGCACUCCCCCUUAUGACAAAUACAUGAAAAAGCUGUCUCUGUAACCCUACAGCUCAUCAGUGUCCAGAAUCUUUGUCAUUCACAUUGUUAUUCACAAGCACAGUCUGCAUUGAGAAAACAACUCUUUAUGAAAGCUUCAGCAGGAAUGAGUACCCUUUAUUUUCUUCAACCAAAGAACCUUGUCAUGAUGACAGUGCUGUGUUUUGUUUCAUUUCAUUAUGGUGGUUUUGAAAAAGGGAGUUAGCUCCAGCUGCGCGACGGCAACUGUGAAAACCUUUUCAUCACGAUAAUAGUAUUGGUCACUGUGGCAUCUUCUGGGUAGCCCUAGCAAGAGUUCUCAAAACUAUUUAACACUAUGUUUGGCAACCAUUGUGUACUGUCCACGCUGCACAAUAGCACUACAACAUGGAAUUAGGCCACUGUUUUUAUUCAAAAUAAAUAGUAAAAGUUUAUAGCUGACUGUUUUUGGACAUUUCAGGGCAAUGGAAAAAUCUGUAUCAAGCUGUAAACUAGGGGUGGAACAGUUCAUGUAAAAAGUCUGUCCUGUUCGGUACGCUUGUCACGGUUUGGGGCACUUAAUAAUAAUAAUAAUAAUAAUAAUAAUAAAAAUACAUUUUAUUUGAUGGUGCCUUUCAAGUCAUCCAAGGUCACCUUACAGAGAAUCAAAUGAAGAAUAAAACAACAAACUUUAAAACCAGACAUCAACUGUAUUGUUUGGUUGGUUCGGUUCAUGACACGCACAACGUAAGCCUUGCCAGUAACCCAGUGAAGUUUUUUAUUUAUUUUUUUCAUUUGGCAUGAGGCAGAGGCAUUACAUUUUUAUAUGUGGGACCUAUGGAAGAUAGAAGCUUUUACUCUGUGCCAAGCUUUCCAACAGUAUGAACACCGGCAGCUAUUGACCUGAGAGAUGCAGGUUGAUUAUAGCAAAGCAGCCAAACUACACAAUAACACAAAUGGUAGAAUACACAAAUUUGUGGACCCAAAAUAUCUCUACAAAGUAAAUAUCUAUUAGCACAGCGGUUGGUCUGUUACAAAUAAAUGAUCCCAUUUUAUGUUGACGUGUGACCUUGAUCUCCCAAAGAGAUUAUUAUUUUUAUUAAUUACUAUUAUUAUUAUUGUUUUUAUUAUCAUUAUUGUUAUCAUCAUCAUUUCACGUGCCACAGGCGGAUUUGAGCAGCAUCAAUAAAGCAGUUUUCUUAGGUGUUUUUCUCUUUUAUCCUGCAGUGUGCUUAUUGAAACAGGCUUUAUAAUGUAUCCUGGGAUAAGUUACACAUUUUAUUGUAGAGUUGGCUUGUUGAAUUUUAGCAUUGUCAGGCAAAUUGGUCCGUUUGAGCAGGAGACGUGCAAAUAAAUCAAUGCGCAUAUUAAAAAAAACUGACGCAGAAACAAAGUAGCACGGGACACAGAAGAUUUUUAGUAAGUUCAUUCACGCCUUCAUCAGUGUGUUUAAAAUAUAUAUUUUGGGAUCUG